GUUACUGGUGGUGCUGGCAUCGGAUUCGAAGGCAGCGGCCGCGGCGGUAACGUCGCCAAUGGUGGUGACGGCGGUAACAGCCGCAAAGGUGACGGCGGUAACGGCGGUGCUGGAGGAAUCACCAAACGCUCUGAUUCUAUCUUCUCCCUUCUAGCCCGCAAGUUCAGCAUCAUCAGCGGUGGACCUGCUAUCUCUUUUGAUGGCAACUCUCACGGCGGCGAUGUCGGUGAUGCUGGCAACGGCGGUAACGGCGGCAGCAGCGGCGGCUCAGGUGGCAGCUCUGUCAUCAACGGGAAGAACUAG
Molecule: messenger RNA, 303 nt
Organism: Bipolaris maydis ATCC 48331
Lineage: Eukaryota; Fungi; Ascomycota; Dothideomycetes; Pleosporales; Pleosporaceae
Source: RefSeq, a predicted model, not a curated record